AUGUUGCCGCCUGUCAACGAAGGCUUGUUUCCUAUUUUCUCUGCGGGGAAGAACAGGCCUGUGAAAAGUGGGGAGGAGGAGGAAGAGGAAGAGGAAGACGAGGAGGAGGGGAGCCGCUUGGACCUACUGACGGACCUUAGAGAGGAGCAGCGGGCCAGGAGGAAAGGCGGGGGCCGCUCGGUGUCGGCCCUGAUGGGAGGGCGGCGGCAAGCGAAGGAGAAGGACGCCUUGGUCAUCAAGGGGCAAGGUGUCGACGGUACGGGGGCGGCGGCGGGCGAGGCAGCGAACGACGCCUUCGGCCUGAAGGCGGAGGUCAAAGCCCCCAACAUCUCAACCAUGAUGGAGUCCGCCUUCAAGUCCGGCGGCACGGGGGGGUGGGGAGCGGCGGCGGAUUCGGCGGGGUCGGUUCCGCACGAGCAGCUCAUGGAGCAGUACGUGAAGGACAAGAUGGGCGGCGAGGAGGGGGGAGAUGCGAAGGAGGAAGAGGACGGGGCCGGGGGGAGCAACAACAUGCUCAGUGAGGAGGAUCGGCUGUACACCAUCCCCGACGACUUCAAGAAGAAGGUGGAGGAAGCGAAGGUCGAGUUUGACACGGGAGCGAACAGGGGAAAUGAGAUGGAUGGAGAGGUCGGGAGCGGAGCGCAGAUUGCGUGGAACACGGGUCUCGCAGAGAUCGCGCUGCCGAUCGAGUUCAAGCUCAAGAACAUGGAAGACACGCUUGCGGCGAGGGAUAAGAUGGAGUCGGUCCGAGCAGCUCGACGAAACGCUCCCGGAGCUUCGUCCUCGCUUUCGGGUUCGUUGACAGCCAACUACUCGCACCAUCAGAAGGAGUGGGCCUUGCAGAUCAGGGCGCUGCAGAACAGACAGGCCAUGGCAGAAGAAAGUCAAACCAAGGCUCCCACCAAGAGCGGUCCAGGCAUGGCCGCAUCCGCACAACUUUCCGGCAGCAAUAGCAACAACAACGCCGCAGGAGGGGGGGCUGGGAGGGGCGGGGGGGNCCCGGGGGGGGUGAAGCUGAAGCACAGCUCGGAUAACGCGGUGUUGGAACGUUUCAAGAAGAGAACUCGACGCUUCUGAGUUGUUGGGGGGGUCAUGAAGUUUGAUUCCAAGGGUGAUGUUGUCGUAGGGGGGCACGUUCUGAGCUUUGUUUGCGUGGUAUGUGAACUAGCGGCAUUGUUGUUUGGUCUUUGGGGGUGGGUUCACUUUUCCAGUGUAGCUGCUGUUGCGACAAAUGUCAGUUUUGGAGGGGGGGAAUGGCCACACUGUUGUAGUCUAACGUUUAAAGAGUAGAAUUGGCGGCGAGGCAGCCUGCUGAUUAGCGAUGUUACCAAAAGCUAAUGCGUUGUAUGCUAUCACCCUCUGCCAGGCAAAUGUGCCGUGGAAUCGAAAUAAACUUGAAAUACCGCAUGCCCCGAUUUGUGGAUGCCUGUGUUGUGGAAGUCAGAUUAGUUAGAUGUAUGCGCAAAAUAUCUAUGUUCAUUGUGCAUGGACCGCUCCUUCUCGCGAGGUCAGCUCGGAUCUUGUCAUCUUGUCCGCCCAUCUGGUGUUGUGAUCGCUGCUUGUGCCUGCUGAGAACUGCUGCUGUAUCUGUCUCUCGGGCUAGACACCGUAGUAUGUGGUCCUCAAGAGAAGCGAAGAGACG
Ectocarpus sp. CCAP 1310/34 is the source of this 1642-nucleotide messenger RNA. NCBI's taxonomy places the organism in Eukaryota, Phaeophyceae, Ectocarpales, Ectocarpaceae. The record is from the annotation of a GenBank genome assembly.